UUCACUUCGCUCACCAUCUAUCAAACUCUCUCUCAACUUCACUUAUUUUCAUUGUUUCAAAAAUGUUGACGCCGAAAGAACACAUUGAGGAGAUUCGAAGAAAUAAUUUCUGGAUCGGACGUGAGGAGCAAAACAGAGUUGUUUUUAAGAUGUUACAAAAAACGGUUAAACUCCUCUCUGCUGAACUCUACGCCAAGGAUGUGCAUUUUCUUAUGGAGCUCAUCCAGAAUGCUGAAGACAACGAGUAUCCUGAGGGUGUGGAUCCAUCAUUUGAGUUUGUUUUAACCUCUCGUGAUAUUACUGGCACAGGAGCUACAGCUACGUUGCUGGUAUUUAAUAAUGAGAAGGGGUUUUCUGCUGAGAACAUGGAGUCCAUUUGCAGUGCUGGUCUCUCCACAAAAGAAGGCAAAAGAAAACGUGGCCAAAUUGGGGAGAAAGGAAUCGGUUUCAAGAGUGUAUUUCUGAUCACUGCUAGGCCUUACAUAUUCAGCAGUGGCUAUCAGAUACGAUUCAGUGAAGAGCCCUGCCCACACUGCGGCAUUGCGUACAUGGUUCCUGAAUGGGUUGAGGAGAAGCCAACUCUUUCUGACAUCAAGCACAUAUAUGGCUCGGCUUCCACACUCCCGAACACUGUAAUAAUCCUACCCCUGAAGCCUGACAAAGUCCAGCCUGUCAAGGAACAGCUUUCGAGUGUUCAUCCAGAAAUUCUGUUGUUCCUUACCAAAAUCAGGCAACUAUCUAUAAAGGAACAUAAUGAGGAUCCCAAGCCCAGUAAUGUUAGUGCCAUUGCUAUCACCAGUGAGACUAACUUUAUGACAAGGAAGACUAUUGAUGCUGAGUCCUUUACACUCCAUCUGUCUGCAACUGGGAACCAAUUUGAAAAAGAUUGCGGCUACUAUAUGUGGAGGCAGAGAUUUCCUGUAAAGGAGGAAAACAGAGUGGAAAGGAGGAUGGACGUAGAAGAGUGGGUGAUCACUUUGGCUUUUCCUUUUGGGAGCCGUCUCGAGAGAGGGGCAACCUCUCCUGGAGUUUACGCUUUUCUUCCAACCGAGAUGAUUACAAACUUUCCCUUCAUAAUUCAAGCAGAUUUCCUUCUUGCUUCAUCCAGGGAAUCAAUAUUAUUUGGUAACAAAUGGAAUGAAGGAAUUCUUGACUGUGUGCCAUCUGCUUUUGUCAAAGCAUUAGAAUCAUUGGUCAAAACAGAAGGUGCUCCAGUAUCAAAUUUACCUCGGAUGUUCAAUUUCUUGCCGGUUAAAAGCUCUUCCUAUCAACAGCUGAAUGCUGUAAGAGAAUCAAUUAAAGCAAAGCUGGUAGAAGAAAAUAUUGUUCCGAGUGAAUCAAACUUGGAGCAGAAAUACUUCUACAAACCCCGUGAAGUGGGAAGGUUGAUGCCUGCUUUCUGGAAUAUUUUGGACAAGGCAAGGAGCCAAGGCGUGAGCUUGAAUAAUCUCUCUUCCCAUGGAAUAUAUAUUCUGAGUUCUGCAUUCGACAAGGUUGAGUAUAAUGAGGUACUGAAUUUCUUGGGUGUGGGAUCAGUAAACAAUGAAUGGUAUGCAAAGUGUAUCCAGGGUUCGAAUCUGGUAUUGGGAGUGUCAGAGGAUGUUUAUUUGGAGCUCCUCAUUUUCGUAGCCAAUAAUUGGUCACCCAAUUUCAUCUCAACCAACAUGAGAAAUGUAUCCUUGAUCAAAUAUGUUGACCUCAAUGGGAAUGUGGCUCUGUGCAGUAUUGGAAGCCCAACGGGUUAUGGCAGUACGAGAGUAGUCUGUCUUUCAGAGCAUCUAUCUUGGUUGAUUAAUUGGAACAAGGAAUUCAGAUUCGUUGCCAAUCGAUUUUUUAUGCCACAGAAUACUUAUGAUGCUAUUCAAUCAUGUUAUCAGAAGGAAAAUCUGUUGACAUGGCUGAGAAACUGCGUGAAGGUUGAUACUGUGAGUGUGUAUAAUUAUGCAGCCGCUCUUAUUAAUUAUCUCAAUAAUGACCGCAAGCUUGUUGUUGCCUUCGCUCACUUCUUAUAUCACUCAUACUUAAAGCGUUAUAUAUCAGAAGAGUGCGUUCGAAAUUUGUGUAAGAGUAUGCCACUCGUUGAUAACUACGGUAAUGUGAAGACAACAAGAAAUGGGGUCCUUGUUCCUGCUAACGGAAGCAACUGGGUGAAUCUGUUUGUUUCAAACCCAUGGACACAACAAGGCUAUAUUGAGUUGGGGGUAGAUUACUUGCGUCCAUGCUGCUAUGCUGAGCAAAGUACAAAUGGAAAACAAUUCUUACAGUUCCUGAAGUCUUGUGUUGGAGAUUCUGAUAUCCCCGAUAUAUCUCCUCCCGAUGCUGGGAUUCCAGCUCUGUACUCCCCACUCACCAAGGAAAACGCAUUCUUACUCUUGGAUUGGGUUAAAAACCUGAAAAAUAAGGGAACUCCUAUACCACAGAGGCUGUUGACAUGCAUGAAGGAAGGUAGCUGGCUGAGAGUCACGAUGAAUGGUUCUCCUGGGUAUAAACCGCCGUCGGAGUCAUUUUUUAUCAAAUCAUCAUUGGGAACCCUUUUGCAGAACGGAUCUGUGCUCGUUGACAUUCCUGUGAUCGACCAGAGUUUUUAUGGUGAAAGUAUACACAAUUACAAAGUGGAACUUAGGGCUAUUGGAGUUAUGUUAGAAUAUUCAGAAGCGUGUCAAUUUAUUGGGAAACGUCUCAUGUCGCAGACUGCUUCCUCCAAUGUUACUAGAAGCAGCGCCUUGUCAAUACUGAAUUUUGUUAAAUUUCUGGGGGAAAAUUACCUUUCACCGGAUAGUUUCAUUAGCAGUAUCAGUGGAGGAAGUUGGCUAAAAACUUGCUGUGGUUACAUGUCCCCAUAUAGAUCUGUUUUAUUUGAUCAGGAGUGGAAAGCAGCAGCAGAAAUCAGCAACAUUCCUUUCAUUGAUCAAGCUUACUAUGGUAAGGAAAUCCUUGAUUUCAAAAAGGAGCUCCAGCAGCUCGGUGUUGUACUUGGCUUCAAUCAACAUUAUGCGCUUGUCAUUCAGCACUUAAAAUCGCCAUUGUACCUGACUGCUCUCACUGAUGAGGCUGUGCUUUUGGUUCUGAAAUGCAUACGUAACUCAGAUUUCUAUGUUCAUAACCGAAUUGUUCAACCACUUCAAAGUGCAAAAUGCUUGAAGACAACUGCUGGUUACAAGUCUCCAGGUGAAUGUUUUCUGUUAGAUCCUAAAUGGGGUUCUCUUCUACAGGUUUUCAACGAUAUCCCAAUACUUGAUCUGAAAUUCCAUGAAAGCAGCAUGUACUCUUGGGUAAAUGAGUUGAGGCGAUUAGGAGUCGUGGUGGAUUUUCAGAUAGCCAUGAAAGAAUUUUUCAGAAUUUUUCAGCAGAAGGCCCGUUCAUCGUCCAUUUCAGAAAACAAUGUGCUAACCUUUCUCUCGUGUUACAGAAAGUUAAGGGCGAUGUCUCUGGUUUUUCCUCCUGAGAUUAUGAUGUGCAUCUGUGGUGAAAAAUGGCUGCGGACUAAGUAUUGCUUUGGUGAUCCAGUUAGAUCUCCACGACAAUGCAUUCUUUUUGGUCCCGAAUGGGUGUUCAUAUCUCCUGUAGCCGCGCUUCCUUUCAUAGAUGACCGCGAAAGUUGUUAUGGCAAAGCCAUUUAUGAAUACAGAGAAGAGCUAAAGAGUAUGGGAGUCAUUGUGCGACUUCAAGAUGGUGUGGAGUUUGUUGUUAAUGGACUGUUAAAUUUUGUGAAUCCCAGCAGCCUCACUCCUGCAAAUGUUCUUGCAUUGCUUAAAUGCAUCCGGCUGUCAGAAGAGAAGAAAUAUUCUUUGCCCGAUUCCUUUUACAAAAAAGUUUCUAACAAAUGGCUGAAGACUUAUGAUGCAGCUGAUUAUUAUAGCCCAGACCAAUGCUGCUUGUUCGAUUCCAAGUGGGAAUUGUGUUUGAACCGGAGAGAUGGACCCUUCAUUGAUGAAGAGUUUUAUGGCUCUGAAAUCAAAUCUUACCGUGAAGAGCUUAGGGCAAUAGGAGUAACCGUUGAUGUUGAGGGUGCAUGUUCGCUGCUUGCCGACAACCUGGAUUCUCACUCUGACUUUGCCACUAUUGUUCGAAUAUAUAAUUUCUUAGGAGGAAUGAAGUGGGAAGUUAAUGGUGAAGCUGCAAAAAGGAUAUGGAUCCCUGAUGGAAGUAAGAAUGGACACUGGGUCAACCCUGAGAAGUGUGCUUUACAUGAUAAAGACGGUCUGUUCAGUUCUCAGCUGAAUGUAUUAGAUAAACACUAUGAACGUAACUUGCUGAGCUUCUUCACUAGUGCUUUCAGUGUUAAAUCCAAUCCUUCGGUUGAUGAUUAUUGCAAGCUUUGGAUGGGUUGGGAAGGCUCGCGACAGCAACUUUCGAAGGAUGAGUGUUGUGCAUUUUGGCGUUGUGUCGUCGGUUGGAGUCCGGGGAAACAUAAACUUCUCGCUGACAGCUUGCUGAAGGUGCCAGUAGAUUCAGGCUCAGAUGGGAUUUUGUUGCUCAACAAGCGAGAUGCUUUUAUUCCUGACGACCUUCAACUUAAGGACUCAUUCGAAAAAUCCUCUCGCUCAUUGUUUGUCUGGUGCCCUCAGUCCAGCUCACAUUCUUUACCUCGGACCAAGUUGCUUGAAGUCUAUAGGAAUCUUGGGGUUCGCACAAUCUCUGAAUCUGUACAGAGGGAAGAGUUAUCCGUCGAAGAUGGUGUGGAACUCAAGCAGGUGAAUCCAAGUGAUGUGUCAAUUUGCAGAGAGCUGAUUAAACUCAUUUUAGGCUUCCUCGCUGAUCUUAAACUUGAAGUUGAAAAGAGGCAUGAAACUGUGAAGUGCCUCCUCAAUCUCACUGCUCUGGAGACUCCAGAACCAAUCACUGCGAAGUAUAGCUUAUCAAUGUCGACAGGUGAAAUUGUGGAUGUCACAGAAUGCCAAAUGAUUCUAUGGGAUAAAGACAGUUCAAGGUUUUAUACUCAGGAGAUGGAUAGGUCUAGGGGACCCAAAUUUCUCAUAGAAUAUGCAACCCGCUUCUCACAAGUCAUAUCCGAGGGUUUGUUAUGGGAUAGAGAAGAACAUAUAAGUGCACUCUCUGAACUGAUCAAGUGUGCUUUUUUGGUGGAAUUUGAUGAAGAAGCUGUUGGAUUUCUUAUGAAAUCAAAGAAUUUGCAGAUCUUCGUGGAGGAUGAGAAGUUUUUGGUUGGUGAAUUCCCUUCUGAUUAGGUACGCCAAAAAUAUAAUGACCUGUAUCUUUGGAAUUCACCCACAUGACUUCUUGUCUUUUUUCUCCUCCAGUUUGUUGCGUUAAAUUUUUGUUGCAUGGGUGUGUUUCUUUUUUUAGGUAUAUGAUAUCUUGUGUUCUCAUUGCUGCUGGAUGUGCAAGAGGAGGGUAUAGCUGCCAUAUUACCUAUCUGUAUAAUUUAUAUCUUAUCGUGUGUUUGUUCUGGUCCUCUGUUUCUAAUUAUAUUUCCAAACUAUGUAAGAUUGGGUUGAUAACUUAAUAUCUGUUGUAAUUAUCUUAAUCUUAAUUUAGUGUUUUGUUAUGAA
Messenger RNA from Mangifera indica (mango), 5510 nucleotides. RefSeq lists its product as uncharacterized. The record is from RefSeq and is a predicted model, not a curated record. Bases 63 to 5186 code for a protein of 1707 amino acids. The transcript has 3 exons. NCBI's taxonomy places the organism in Eukaryota, Viridiplantae, Streptophyta, Magnoliopsida, Sapindales, Anacardiaceae.